CUCGCGCCUGCGCAGAGCCGUGCUCAGGCUGCGGCGAGCGGUUGGAAGAGGCGAGCCCCUUCUCUCACUGGCCGCCGGCUAUGACGAUCACCUACAGCUGCGUUGCUAAUGGCCGAGCGGUCCUGGCCGAGCUGGCCCUGACCGGCGGCUCCUAUCAGGAAGCAGCAGCAAAGGUGCUUAGGCAGGUGCUUCUGAAAGCAGAACCAGUGACCAUAAUCCAAAUAGGAAGCUACGUCUACCAUACGCUCUUUAUUGGCGGAAUCACAUAUUUAUGUGCUACAGACAAUGGCUUGGAUACCUUGGCACCAUCUGCAUUUCUUAAAAAAGUUAGUGAUAUUUUUACAAGAAAUCCUCUGAUGUCACAAGACCAUUUUUUCCCUUCAAAUGCACUUGCUACAGAUUUUCAGCAAAUACUAGCAGAACACAUGAUGGAGUACAAUAAAAAUCAAAGUUACAACACAGUAACUACAAUGAAAAGCCAAGUGACUGAUGUAAAAAACAUUAUGCUGAGAAACAUGGACACAGUUUUAGAAAGAGAAACAGAGACAGUGAGCAUCAUCCCUAAAGGAACAGAUGACCCCCAAGAAAUAGCUGAAAACUCUGAGAAAGCAAGGAAGAUCCCCAAGAGGGUAUGGUGGAAACCCUUCAAGAUCGUAAUUACCGUCCUUACAAUCCUCCUCUCAAUCAUUGUCAUUCUCUUAAGUACACACACAAUACCUACCUGACCCUUCCUCCCCUCAAUGCCAAUAAACGGUUCUGUGGAA
Molecule: messenger RNA, 764 nt
Organism: Mesocricetus auratus (golden hamster)
Lineage: Eukaryota; Metazoa; Chordata; Mammalia; Rodentia; Cricetidae
Product: vesicle-associated membrane protein 712-like
Exons: 6
Coding region: 81-725 (214 amino acids)
Biological process (GO): exocytosis; vesicle fusion
Cellular component (GO): SNARE complex; membrane
Molecular function (GO): SNAP receptor activity; SNARE binding
Source: RefSeq, a predicted model, not a curated record